Molecule: messenger RNA, 3112 nt
Organism: Brassica oleracea var. oleracea
Lineage: Eukaryota; Viridiplantae; Streptophyta; Magnoliopsida; Brassicales; Brassicaceae
Exons: 11
Coding region: 222-2924 (900 amino acids)
Cellular component (GO): Ino80 complex
Source: RefSeq, a predicted model, not a curated record
CAGUGGUCCAUGGUGGCAACGCAGCAAGCAAGGUGUGUUGACGGAGACCCAAAAUCCUCUCCGUCUUAUCUUCCUCCCAUACAAAUCUCUCGCUCCAUUCUCUUCUCUGCGGCCAUUGACACUCUCUCUCUCUCUCUCUGUAUAGAGAUAGACCAAGAGAUUGAAUUUUUACCUACCCAAUCAAUCAUCAAUACCGCUCUCUUCAUAUUCAGCCGUAAAGAAUGGCAGCUGAUCAGAGGAGAAAGAGGAUGAGCAGUGCCAAUGUGAUUGGUUUCAGUUCAAGGGAGCAUUACAGAGCCAAAAGGAAAAAAGUUGGUUCACCAGAUGGUGGUUUGCGUUUGAGAGAUCAUCACAUCAGUCUUGAAUGGGACGGUAACCGAAGUAAAGUUGUAUCUAAGAGGGAACAAGUUGGGCUGAGUUUGAGGCAUCUUCGAGAAUUUGUUAACUAUGUUCCUCCUAGGCGGAGUCUUCUGGCACAAGUAUGCCCCGUCCCUCACGAAACUUUCCAGCUGGAAAAUCUCUCAGAGGUGCUUUCUACUGAGGUGUGGCGGAGUUGUCUAUCUGAUGGCGAAAGAAAUUAUCUAAAGCAGUUCCUCCCUGAGGGAAUUGAUGUGGAGGAAGUUGUAGAGCAAUUGCUUGAUGGGGAGAAUUUUCAUUUUGGCAAUCCUUUUCUUGAUUGGGGAACAAGUGUCUGCUCCGUCAAAGCUCAUCCAGAUCAAAUUGUUUCUCAGGAGGAAUGCCUGAGGGCUGCUAAAAGGAGAUAUUACGCGGAUCUAGAGAAGUACCAUAAUGAUAUUAUAGACUCUUUGCAGAUGUUGAAGGAGAAAUGGGAAAGCUGCAAAGAUCCAGAGAAGGAUGCUGUUAAGAUGUGGGGGAGAUCAAGUGAAGGCAAUGCACAUGUAAAUGGUAGGUGCCAUGAUCUAGCUGCUGCAUCGGAGUCUAGUUCCCGGGAUGCAGAUGAUAAACCAUGCAAUAGUGAUAGGAGUGGAGAGGUUAAGAGAAGGCCCACGAGUACUGCUAUAGAGAAAGAAAAAUCUCAAAGUCCCUUGAUUGCUCCAGAGAAUGUUGUAAACGUGGGAGUGAAAGCUGGAAAAAAGGAUAAGCUACCGAAGCAUAGCAUUCAGCAAACUGAUGGUGCUAAAUACAUGUCCUACCUUAAGAUAAGCAAGAAGCAGCAUCAGAUUGUCGCAAGCAUGAAGCAGUCUGGUAAAAGCAUUCAGUUGAGAGCACUUAAUCGAAUCUUAGGCAACAUCGACAAUUUGGAUGUUCAACCAUACGGAUUGUUUGUGGAAGAAGAACAGAAGAAACUGAACACUCACUGGCUGCAACUGGUUAAAGAUCUUCCUGCAGCAUAUGCAAUCUGGAAAAAGUUGCAGUCACAGAAACGAGAUGUAAUCAACUCUGUGGAAAGAGAAUUAAAGGACAAACUCAAUCCGUUGAUGGAGGAUAAACAACUGCACUCUGCAGAAAGUUUGAAUCCAAACCAGAGUGGUGAUUUAGCACCGGACGAUGAAGAUUCUGGAAGUUCUGGUCAAGUUAACGCCAAGAAUCACUCCCUUUCAGAGGAUUCUUCGUCUGACGUUGACCAAAUCACAGAUUCAGGUCGCUGCGUGCAAGUUGGUACCUAUCCCUCACAGGUUUCGUCACCAGAUUGUGACAAUGGCAAUCCAGCGGAUACAGAGGAAAAACAAUAUUCUUCUCCCAGCAGGUAUCAUCACCUUAAUCGAAAAGAUGCUGAAGCAAAUGACUAUUCCAGCUCAAUACAAAGCCAGUCUCUCCCACAAACUUCAUUUUCUAGUGACCCCCACCCUUCAUAUCUCGAAGAUACAAUUCCUGUAGGCAAAAACUGUGUACCAGAGGUGGAGAAUGCUUCAAGCCAUGGAGAAGAGUUGCAGUUUCUUUCUGGUGGAGAUGUGUGGCAGCCAGUGGGCGGAAUCAGGCAGUCCUACAUUGGCCACCAAGCUUACACCCCCAGUGGUGGAUUGUCAAUUAUACAUCAUCCUGAAGGUGGUGGUGAAGAAGAGAAAAACGGUUUCAUACACCUUGAAGAAGUUGAUGGAAGGAAGAUGUUGCAGCCGAAAGCAAACAACAGUUUUGGCUCUUUCCCUAACAACAACCAAAAUGAACUGCUCCGGUCUCUAUUUAAAGGCCAAGGUGUGGCAUCUCGUACCACCACUGAGCAGCUUCACACUCUUCUUAAUGUCCCGGAGCAUAAACAAAUUAUGAACAUUGGUUUUCAGCAGGAAGGAAGCAGCAAUCUGAUGGAGAGGAGUCAAUUUCAUGGUCAGUUCCAGCAUCAGAUGACUGCACCACAGGGACUGUCUCAGGACCAGCACAGACAUGUUGAUAUCUAUGGCCAGGGGAGCGUUUCAGAGAACGUUUACUGUGAUGGACGUGGAUUAUUGAUGCAGCGGCCUGACUGGAACACCAGUGUCGCUCAGAUGGGAGUCACCACACAGCAGCCCCUGUUGAACACUGGUCCUUUGUUAAAUCAGAACUGGCAAUUUAAGAGCAUGUGCACAAACACAAACGGUGUUAGCAAUCAUACCGGGACGACCGAGAGUGAUCUGAACCUUCUCAGGGGUGCUAGUACUAACGCUGAGACGAUCAUUCAUAGGGAAAUGAGUUCAGAUCAAAGCUUGUUCUCUGUUUUCUCCCAGUGCAGUCAAUUGCGCCGCUCCAGCUCUCCUUUUGAGCCAGAAAGUUCGAGUGGUAACUAUGAAAUGCUGAUGGGGGGAGGCACAACUCAGGUAGGCAGCAGUUUGGUUCAUCCUACUCACAACCCGCUUGAUUAUUUGAGCAGUAGCACCCCGGUAGCAGCUUUGAUGCCAGAGGAUGUAACGUGGAUGAACAACCAGAGUCGCCAGAACUCUGGUCUCCAUGACCCACUAGGCAAGUUUUAUCCAAGGUCAUGGAAUCCAUAACCAUGUUUUUGAAGUUUUGAAAUGCAGAAAACGCACUUGGGGUCAUCUUUAAGAUUAUACAAAACCCAACAUGGGUUUCUAAGUUUCUAUUUUUUUUAAUCUGUUCAUGUACAUAGAAAGAUACAGAGGAACUUUUGUUUUGUACAUAUUUAGGUUUUGAGAUAUGAACUAGGAAAAAGGUGAGGAUA